AUGAAAAUGUUUAGCUGUCGAAGCAAGCUGAUAAUUGACCGCAUAAAGUAUUUGCAAAAAGCUUUUCAUCAUUAUGACGGAACUCCAAAAUCUCUGGCCCAUUCCGAUCUGGGACGGACUGCUCUUGAUAAAGAAAUCACGAGUGUGGAAUUGGCUUAUGAACGGUAUUCGCCAAGAUCGCCAACUACAAACAAUCCCAUCAUUUUUUUACAUGGUCUGUUUGGUUCAAAGACGAAUAAUAGGACCGUUUCAAAACAGCUAGUCAAUACCUUGGAUAGGGAUGUUUAUUGCUUGGAUCUAAGAAAUCAUGGAGAUUCGCCUCAUAGUGAAAGACAUGAUUAUCCUUCGCUAGCCGCCGACGUCGAACGAUUUGUAGAAGAUCAUGACUUGAUUGACCCCAUACUUAUAGGGCAUUCUAUGGGGGCCAAAACUGCAAUGGCAGUAUGCCUGCGGAGACCUGAAUUGUGUUCCAUGUUGGUCUCCAUUGAUAAUGCACCUGUAGAUUUUACGGCGGGUGGCACGGGAUUCAGCAAGUUUGGAAUCUACAUCAAGCAACUCAAGAAGAUACAAGGCGACCCAUCUUUGAAAAGCCUUAAAGACUGUGACAAUAUUCUGGCGCAGGUGGAAUCAAAUCCAGCUGUGAGACAGUUUUUGUUGACAAACAUCAAAAGAUCGGUGAAUCAAUUCACGAGCAGAGUCCCACUGGAUAUUUUAGCAAAGAGUCUUGAUAAUAUAUCAGGAUGGCCUUUCAAUUACGAAAUAUCAAGAUGGACAAGGCCUGCUUUAUUCAUUCGUGGAAAGCAAAGCCCCUACAUAGCUGAUGAAUAUCUCGCCUCGGUUGGGCUAUUCUUUCCUAACUUUGUUGUGAAAGAUGUUGAUGCGGGCCAUUGGUUGAUCAGCGAAAAGCCCAAGGAGUUUGUUUCAUUGGUAACAAAUUGGGUACAGACUGCGGAAGAUCGAUAA
Molecule: messenger RNA, 963 nt
Organism: Ogataea angusta
Lineage: Eukaryota; Fungi; Ascomycota; Pichiomycetes; Pichiales; Pichiaceae
Exons: 1
Coding region: 1-963 (320 amino acids)
Cellular component (GO): mitochondrion
Source: RefSeq, a predicted model, not a curated record